Tinamus guttatus (white-throated tinamou) is the source of this 1131-nucleotide messenger RNA. NCBI's taxonomy places the organism in Eukaryota, Metazoa, Chordata, Aves, Tinamiformes, Tinamidae. The record is from RefSeq and is a predicted model, not a curated record.
AUGACACCUCUUCCCAGCGCCCCGCGGAUCUGCAUGAAGUGCAAGGAGAGCCCGGCCGUCCUCGUCAUCCGCCUCGGGGACCCCUUCUGCCGCUCCUGCUUCCGGGAAUACUUCGUGCACAAAUUCCGGGCCAUGCUGGGCAAGAACCGCGUCAUCUUCCCGGGCGAGAAGGUGCUGCUGGCGCUCUCCGGCGGGCCCGCGUCCAGCGCCAUGCUCCGGCAGGUCCAGGAGGGGCUGAGGCGGGAGACGGCCAAGAAGCUCCGCUUCAUCCCCGGCGUCAUCUACGUUGAUGAGGGAGCCGUGUGCGGGCAGAGCGCGGAGCAGCGGGAGCAGACCCUGGCCGCCGUGGAAGCCAUCAUGCGGGCCACCGGCUUCCCCUUCCACCUGGCCCACCUGGAGCAGGCCUUCGAGCUGCCCAGCUCCAUCCUGCACCGGACGCACCUCAUCCUGCACGUGGCCAGGACCCAGGGAUACAGCAAGGUCAUGAUGGGGGACAGCUGCACCCGCGUGGCCGUCAAGCUCUUCAUCAACCUGGCCCUGGGCCGCGGCGCCUUCCUCGCCAUGGACACAGGCUUCCUGGACACCCGUCACGGCGACGUGGCCGUGGUGCGGCCCAUGCGCGAGUACACGGCCAAGGAGAUCGCCUUCUACAACCACUUCUUCGACGUCCCCACCGUCACCACGCCUGCCCUCCGGCCCAAGCGCCGCGAGAAGCCCAGCAUCCACGGCGUGGUGGAGAAGUUCCUCCUGGGGCUGCAGGUGGAGUUCCCGUCCUCCAUCAGCACCGUGUACCGGACGGGUGAGAAGCUGAGCCCGGCUCCUGCGGAGGGCAGCCCCGGCUCAGAGCUCUGCCUGCUCUGCCUCUGCGCCCUGGACACCCUCACGGAGGAGGAGCUGGCCCUGGAGCCCACCCUGAUCUUGGACGAGGAGGCGGCUGGGAGCAAAGCCGCCCUCGUGCCGCUGCUCUGCUACUCCUGCCCUGCCACCCUCUCCCUCCUGCAGGGCCCUCUGGACACGCUGCCACCCUACGUGCGCUCAGAGGCCCAGCACAGGCUCCACAGGGCUGAGAUGACGCAGCAGAUGGAGGGAGUCCUGCUGGAGAACGGUGACAAGGAGCCUGGAAAGAGCUGA